This is a messenger RNA of Olea europaea var. sylvestris, 660 nucleotides long. RefSeq lists its product as uncharacterized. The coding region runs from base 1 to 660 and encodes 219 amino acids. Gene Ontology annotation, molecular function: zinc ion binding. The record is from RefSeq and is a predicted model, not a curated record. Lineage: Eukaryota; Viridiplantae; Streptophyta; Magnoliopsida; Lamiales; Oleaceae. The transcript has 2 exons.
AUGAAGUUGAAGGAAGUAAUUGGGGAUGUCAAGAACCUUGCAUUCGUAACCGAUCAAGGGCAGUCAAUAAUCAAUGGUGUCGCUAAAGUCUUCCCCGAGGCACAUCAUGGUUAUUGUAUGUACCAUAUACAGGAAAACCUAAAAACCAAGUAUCGAGGCAAGUGCAUCAUUGCGUUGUUUAUGAGAGCUACAAAGGUUUACAAUUUUGAAGAGUUUGAGAAGUUCAUGGUCGAAAUAGACAGUAAAUUGCAUGCUGCAUGGAAGUAUCUAAUAGAGAUAGGGAUAGAACAUUGGGUGCAACAGUGGUUUCAUAAUCAAGGUGAGGAAUCACAAAGUUGCACAAGUAUGCUAACCCCGGCUCAGGAAGAUAAACUCUUCAAGACUUUAGAUGUGGUGAGAAAGGUAUAUGUAGAACCAUUGAAUCAGUUUCGCUUCUCCGUGAGAUGUGCACGUAAUUUCGGAUACAUUGUGGACUUGAAUGGUAACACAUGCACGUGUAGACAGUUUCAGUUGGAGAGUUUUCCGUGUACACAUGUAGUGGCAGUGGCUAUAAAUAGAGGAUUUCCACCACACACCUUAUGCAUUGCUUAUUACACGACUGAUUAUUAUAGAGCAGCGUAUAUCGAAACAAUAUUUUCUAUACCAAAUGAAGUCGAGUGA